This is a messenger RNA of Linum tenue, 242 nucleotides long. Lineage: Eukaryota; Viridiplantae; Streptophyta; Magnoliopsida; Malpighiales; Linaceae. The record is from the annotation of a GenBank genome assembly.
GUCGCAACCGUCCCUCCGGGGGGUCCGAUGUCGUCGCGUCGGCUGUUUUUGGGAGUCGCCAUCGAUCUUACUUGGAGUGGAUCGAACACUCUUCGAAUCGGCUCUAACCUUAGGGUCAGAACCGAGAUAUGGUCUGCGAAAAUAAAGUUCUGGGUUCGGGAGUACGGUUACGUGUGGGGAAGUUAAGCAACACCCCCACAACGCCCUAAAUCGGUACUACUUAAGUUGAUAAGUUUUAUACG